CAAAGUUCCCCCCGGCUGAUUUAAACGUAUUUAUUCGUCGAUCAGCAGGUAAAUAAUUCGUCAGUCGUCAAUUAAUUCGUAAUUCGCAAUUUAACUUCGCCUUGCAAUUUCUGUCCACAAAUUUGUGAGUUUGAUUUGAUUCAAAGAACUACAACAGACAUAAAUAAUUUACCAAGAUGAAGUUGAGAUCAUCAUCUUCGACACUACAGGGAACCUUAAGCACGAUAGCUCCCUGCAAUUCCUUCAACGAUAACAGCGCCAUGUCGAAAGCUUUACAGAAUCCGUUGGUUCUCGACGUUAUUUUCGCUCAGCUCGACCUGUCCGACUUGAAGGUGAUUCGUCUCGUGUGUCGCGAGUGGGGCGACGUUGGCGCUGGGUUGUUAGGAAAACGAACCGUUCUCAAUGUGAACCAGCUAAUCCGCUACGAUGGGUCAAAGUUAUACCAAGCAACCCCCGUGCAUGACACACUCUUACGAAGUGUCAUCAUCCGGGACGAAUUCGACCCCUCCAUCCCUGCCAGGCGGACUGAUGACGUCAUCACCCAGGUUUUCUCGUCCAACGUAUCCCAAGUCACGAGAGAAGUCGCGUUUCACGUCACGCUGAAAAAAUACGCGACUGCUUUUCUCAAUGGUUUGAGGAGCCUGAAAGAAACGUCACACAUUCAACAUAUUACAAUCUUAAUCCGUUCGAGAAACCGAAAUCUGGACAAAUGUCGACUUCAAGCCCUACGAAAAUUACCCAUUCAACAUGACUUGACGUCACUAAAGUUUCAAAUUCAUCCAAGAAUGCGGUAUUGGGGAUCAGGCAUUCACUCGUUCCAGCCCCUCCUCCAAGUCUUGAUCGAUGUUUCCCCCAGUUUGACCUCUUUGGACGUCACGGCCUCUCUCUGUCCGAGUUUGGAAGGAUGUAAAAGCCUAAAAGUUUUGAAAUUCAGCUUCUCAAAUUGUAACAGCUUCGCUUGUCCCGGCUUCAAGUUGACCACUGUGACCACGAUGUUGACUCCGGUGAAGGAUUCGUUAAUUGAGCUGGAGUUAAGCUACGCCGAUAUUCAUGGGAAUGAUAGUAAUAGUCAGGGCCGGAAUUUGGACGCUCCCAUCAUGUCCAACCUUACCACGCUCACCCUCGAUGCGCCGUAUGAGUAUUUAAUCCCGGAUUUCUUUGACGUACAGCAUCUCCCAAAGCUGAAAAAUCUCUCGCUAAGAAACCAGGAGAUCGGGGGUCUGACCGGGUUAUCAAUCCAUCUCAAUUUAUGGAAGCGACACCCAGGAGUUGAAUCGUUGUCGCUGAAGACACACGGUUAUUGCAUGACUGGCGAUAAAUAUGGGGAACAGAUUGUUGGAUUGUUCCCGACAGUCAAGAAGCUGGAGUUGAUGUUGAAUCCCUGUGAAAAUUGCGUCAAGGAAUUAAUGGAAUCGUUGCAACUGUGGGACCUGGAAGAGGCCAAGCUUGUCGUGAGGUGUGAGAACGCUGCCUCCGGGGUGGUUGGUAUCCUAAGAAAUAUGGCGAGGUGCAAAAGUGCUAAAAGUGUCCACUUCGAACGUACCGGGAUCAAACAAGCUGACUUUUCUGCCUCCACUGAAGAUAUAAUUUUGCUAAGCAGAGGAUUUAAACACGUGGAAAUUUCUGGAGUUGUGGUUCAGGAAAUUGUUGAAGUCUAUCGACCCUUUUUUGAAGCUAAUGGUGCACCUGUGGAUUUUAGGGGAGGUGUGUAUCGUAAUUAGAUUUUUGGUAUGCGUUUGAUUGGAGACCGUGUGGUUAGUAAUUUGUCUGGUUUUUGAGUACGCUAAAACCGUGUUAAACUGUUUUAAUGUUAUCCACUAAGAUAAUGUCAUAGAAUUUAGUUCUUAGAAUUGACUAAUAAUACUUAAUUUGACUUGAACCACGAAUGGUUUUGUAAUAAAAAAACAAUGAAAAGUUUA
Folsomia candida is the source of this 1919-nucleotide messenger RNA. RefSeq lists its product as uncharacterized. NCBI's taxonomy places the organism in Eukaryota, Metazoa, Arthropoda, Collembola, Entomobryomorpha, Isotomidae. The transcript has 7 exons. The record is from RefSeq and is a predicted model, not a curated record. The coding region runs from base 177 to 1721 and encodes 514 amino acids.